Messenger RNA from Oncorhynchus kisutch (coho salmon), 1587 nucleotides. RefSeq lists its product as uncharacterized. The record is from RefSeq and is a predicted model, not a curated record. The transcript has 3 exons. Lineage: Eukaryota; Metazoa; Chordata; Actinopteri; Salmoniformes; Salmonidae. The coding region runs from base 808 to 1587 and encodes 259 amino acids.
CAGGCUAUGCAACAUUUGGCUUCUGAUUCUGCGUGUGAAGCCAAUAAACAACCGUUAGGCUAUAACCAGCGAGCUGAACACAUUUAUCGCUAUGGUCCCGGUAGUAACCAGCGAGCUGAACACAUGUAUCGCUAUGGUCCCGGUCACAACCCGUUUGUAUAGCCUUAGUCUACCACUUGAUCCACAUUCCGCAGUCACAACUUCUUUAGAGCCCGCGACAUAGUGGUCCCGGUAGUAAACAGACGUGAUUAAUACCUCUUCAACCGGUGGCUUCCGCGCGACCUACUCCCGGCUCCGUUACUUAGUAGUCUACGCCACACAGUGGGGUUAUUGAGUAAAAGGAUAUGCGUGGUUACAGGGUGUAAAAAUAGUCCUCAGCUCUUACAUCAGUGGGCUAUGUGUAUUAUUGGGUACUCGUCCUGUCCACGUAACAACAACCUACUGGGUGUUCUGCACCCACACGGUGCCCUGUACAGGGCAGUAGCCUAGGCGAUAACCGUAGCAUUUUACUAUACUUCUCAAUGUAGGAAUCAUGAACAGCCUACAUACGUUUGGAUAAUAAAUCCAGAUCGCAUCAGUAGAGUUCCGCCGCAUAAUGACCGAUUGUUGACCUUGGCGCGGCGCGGUGACAUGGAAGGGACAUAUACGCACAUCGCUGCAUGGGCUGGAACUGCUGCUGGUUCAGCGUUGAGAGACACGGACACCGCCGGGGAGAAUUAUUAUGCUGCUGCCGCAACUACAACCGAAGGCACCAGUCAACCGAAGGCUGUCAUCAGUUUGUGUUUGUUUGUCUCUGCACGUUGAGAAAUGUGGAAUGCUGCGUUCGGAAAUGGGUCAGAUUUGCGUAGUGGAGGAGGCGGCGGCUGCGGCGGCGGGUACGUGCCAGCGCAGGACUGGGAAUUCGUUUCCUGCUCGCGCCUGGAAAGAGAAAGAGAGCGCGGCAGAGGGAAGAGUCGCAGCCCGUUCAGGACGUUCUCCUCCCCGCCAACAGUCACUCAGUUCUACGAACAGUCUCAUCCUGGAACGGUUGGAACAUCACUGGAGCUUCCUCGGGGACAAGUUCGGGCGCAAGAGCCAGGGACUCAUCACUCCCGCCUGAAAAAGAAGUUUGAACACUUCAAGAAACGCCACGGACAGGACAAGGAAGAAUGGAUACGAGAGAAGGAGAUACUUUUAAGACAAGUUGCUGAGAUACAAGGUGGGGAGAACAGAAGGAUUUUGUUGGAUCUGAAGACUGUAGUGGAGGAGGUGCAGCUAGAGGUGAAGAGAGAGGAGUCGAAGAGGAGCGAGCUACAGCUGCAGUACACUAAGGACAGAUGUGCCUGGGAACUGGAGAGAGCUGAGCUGAAAUGCAGAAUCGCACAGGCUACCAGGGCCUACCACCAUGCAUCCUGUGUCUUCGAGCUACCAGGAGUUACCACCAAGCAUCCUGUGUCUUCGGGGCUACCAGGGCCUACCACCAAGCAUCCUGUGUUUUCGAGCUACCAGGAGUUACCACCAAGCAUCCUGUGUCUCGAAGGCUACCAGGGAUUACCACUAAGCAUCCUGUUCUUUGAGGCUACCAGGGCCUACCACCAAGCAUCCUAG